Bacillus rossius redtenbacheri is the source of this 28801-nucleotide messenger RNA. RefSeq lists its product as uncharacterized. The transcript has 2 exons. NCBI's taxonomy places the organism in Eukaryota, Metazoa, Arthropoda, Insecta, Phasmatodea, Bacillidae. Bases 4962 to 5888 code for a protein of 308 amino acids. The record is from RefSeq and is a predicted model, not a curated record.
UUUUAAUACACGAAGAAAACGCGAUUUGUUGUAAAACAAUGAUGGCGGAAAAUAUAGCAGACAUCGUGAGAAAUUUGUUUGGAAAUGGAAGAUUCAUCUGAAGAUGAAGUAGCUAUUGAUUUACCAUGUAUUGGACUACAAAUUAUGAGAGAGCUUGAUAAAGGUAAAAAAAAAUAUAAUUAUUGCUUUUUGACUUUAAACCGCCUGUGGUAUGCAUAAGCUAACCUGUACUAGGAAACUAUUGCAAAUCUUUUGAUUGUUAAAUAAAGGACGCCGAAUAAGUUAUAUUGUAAUGUUUUUCCGCUUCAAUGUCGUCAUCUAUUAAAAUAUUACCGUCAUCACCAAAUGUAGCUUGAUAACAUAUUGACUCCAUCGUCAAAGUCGCGCCAAAACAACCAGUAGACGACUUGCCCUCGAAACUCUUCCUCGAGAGGAGCAUCGAGAGCAUGACCUGAGUGACCUGAGAGCAACUUGCCCCCGCGAGUAAAACGACCAUCCGCCAUACUGCUUCCGGAAAAGGGCGCCCCGAGAGUUGACAGGUCAAAAAGAGACCUCGAGUCAAACAAACCUAGUUUUGUCCAAAGACCUAGAGAUCGUUGGUUUUGUCACAUUCUUCUUUUUCUUUGCUAUGUUGUAUUAAUUAUUGUUAUUUUUCUAUGUUUAUUACCUCGUGUAGGGUAAAAUUUCAAUCCGGAUUUAACCUGGAGUGGAGUGAGGAAUCUAGAUUGAAAUUUUACUUAAAACACUUUGUUGUGGACUGAAGUUGGAGUGAAGUGAGAUUAUCCACUCCACUUGUUGAGGUGGACUGGACUGAAGAAUCCGAAUUGAGAUUUUACUUUAAACACGGACUGGAGUGAAAAGAAAACACGCACGAGCAAGCUGCCGCCAUAUUGCAUUGUUUGUUAUUGGUCUCGUUGCAUUUCAGGCAUAAUUUGUGAAAAUGGCAAAAAAACGAGCAUAGGAAUGUGUGGACAGAGAUGAAAGUAGAGUUAUUGUUGGACGUAAUGAAUGAAAAACAUAUUUUAAGAUUGCUGGACGGAGAAAAGUAUAGAAAAGGUGAGAUAUUUGAGUUCGUGAAGGCAGAAAUGGACAGUGCGGGGUUCAAAAGAACAACAGAACAGAUAAUAAUUAAAUGGAAAGGACUGAAGACAAGUUUUUACCAAGGAAAACGGAACAAUGAGACAAGUGGAGCAUCUCGUCAAGACGUGCCAUUCCUGGAUCGGUUGGAACAACUUUUGGGAAAUAGGCCAUCGUGCACAGCACACACAAAACCACAGACAGCCAAGAAGAAAUUAAAAAAGAAACCAAGUCUCCCCACCUUUCGUAAUCCAAAGAAUGGAUGCAGAUGCAGCUGGAAUUGCAAGACAAGCUAAUGAAGAGGGAAGAAGAAUUAUGGAAUCAGCAGAUGGAAAAACAGAAGGCGUGGGAGCGAGAGUUCCUAAAAGAACAGGGAAAAAAUAUGGACAGUAUAUGUUCAUCAAAUGCACGCAUACUAGAAAAUGUGUUGGGCAAUAUUUUAUCACGAUUUUGUCCACAGAAUAUGCAGUCCACAAGUUUGUCACCAGCAACGAAUAUUGUAAUACCAGUCACUCCUUCUGUUAAUGUUCCGCAGUGUUGUGUGUCGGAAAGUUCAGAUGAGAACUAGUUGUCCCCUUUCCAAUUUUGUAGAUAUAAGAAUGAGAUUGUAACCUAAGUGACUUUUGUUCUACAUUUAUUAAAAUGUGUUAAAAUAUGAUUAAGUGCUGUUUAAAAUAUAACUUCAACAUUGAUUUCUGUUGUGUGUAGCAUGUGUAAGAAAAUAAAUAUUUUCGUAAUGGGUACAAUAACUCAUUUAUUACACACAAAACAUUCAUGUGCCAAGCACUUACACUGGUAUAAUGGUUGGUAUGCAUAAUUACUAGAGGCACGAUUAUAUGGUAAUGCGCGAUAAAACGAAAUAACACCGAAAACCGCUUGAAAACACAAAAUAAAACGAAAUUGUGCGAAAUCCGCGAUAUGUCACGAAAUUUUGUCUAUCCUGAUUAUUUACUUUUUUUUCCCAUUCUGUAAGGGCAGUUCACUAUCUUCAGCACAAUCAAAUAUUUCUGACAGUAACUAGCAGCCAUAUAUAUUAUAUGCGACGGUGAUUCAUUAUAGAUUUUAAAAUGAAGUCUCCAAAUUAACGUAAUAUUUUCUUUAAACGGUAAUCUUGUGUGCCAUAAUAAUUUCAGAUGUUGAUAACUAUGAUACAAUGGCCGCCGUUCACUUUCUGUAAAUACAAAAAUAACAAACAUCCAAAAUGUUUUUCUAAGAUUACGUUUUUAAUCAUUAAAAUAUUACACACUAAAGCGCAUUGCUUUUACUGUUAAUUUAAAAUAAAGUACGUAGGGUAUGAAAAUAAAAUUAACCCUGCUUAACGUAACGAUUGUAAAUAAUAAAUAGUACAUGUUUAUGUCGGUAUUAAUUUUCACGUACGUAUGUUGGUAUUCGGUAUGUGUUUGUAUUCGCAUCUAUUCUCCAUUGUUUUGAUCUUUCCAGCAUGGCAAGUUUUAGCGUAUUUAGAGGUUAAAUUCUUCCUAUGUGAUUAAAAUUUUUUCAUAAUGCCUAAAACGAAGGUUUCUGCCAGUGACCGAUCGAAAGAAUUUUCCAGCGAAGGAUUUUAUUUCAGUGAUAAAAUUUUAAUGUGCAAAUUCUGUAACUGCAGGCUAGACUAAGAGAGACGCGAUACGCUUGUGAAACAUGUCGCGAGUGAGAAACAUAAGCGUUUGAGGCAAAACUCAUCUGUUAAACGACAUCCUUGUCUAAGAGUCUUUAAUGCCAUUAAUUUGCUGUUCAACCCAAGAAAUGUGAGUAGGGUUAGCAUAGAAGAUGCAAACCUACAGAAGUCUCUGCAUAACUGGCCUUCUGUUUCUCAUCUUCCCAUUGAUACAUUCAUACAUGGCUAUGUUGCUUUCAAAAAAAUAAUUGAGGAUGAACUUUCAUUGUCAGAAACAAGCCAAAUUGAUGUUGCUAAGGCCUCUUUCACACUAUACGGUUUUUUUGCCGUCCGGGAACCGGACGGCAGCGAGGUACAUUGAGGGGAAUGGGAGCUUUCACACUACGAACCUCCGGCAGUUUCGCCGUCCGGCUGCCUGAUGACUCGCCGGAUUGCCACUACAAUCGUACGGUCGCCGGACGGCGAAAUAGCCGCAUAACUGCGUAGUAGUUUACUGCGCAGUAUUGGAGCGUUCACACUUUCCUGCAGUUUGCCGUACAGUACAUCCGGCGGUCUUCAGCUCAUGAGAAGUGUUGUUGCAUAGUUGCAUAGAAAUGAGUGAUCUUGACAUCGAUGUGGACAAAUUAAUAUGUUUAGUUCACGAAAGGCCUGUUUUGUGGGAUAAAACAAUGGAGAUUUACAAGGACAGAAACCUCACAAGAGAAGCAUGGCGCCAAGUUUGUGUCGAGUUUGUUGGGGAUUUCGACAGUAAAACACCUUCCGAAAAGAAGAGUAUUGGUAAGUUAAUUUCGCCAUUAGUUAAAUUUUAAAGAGAAGUUGGAAAUUAGAAAUAAGUACACAUUCUUGAGAUACGAAACGUAUGUAGCCAACAAUAUGUUUUUAAAGGUUAUUCAAAUUUUAACAAUUAAGUUUUCCCAACAGUUUUACACAUCAUUUCUUAGCACUGUUGUAGGUAGCACAUAAUAAUUAUAGGCUGAUGUUGGUUGCAGUAGAUAUAUUUUGGUUCUUGUAUUUUAAUACAAUUAAUUUUAAAACUAAAAUGGGCAAAUUAAAUCCCAACCAUUUAUGUUAAAUGAUAUAUUUUAAUUAUUAAUAUAAUGUAUGCGAGGCUAAAGAAUUGAAUUGAUACAGUUUGUUUUAUUAAAAAAAUAUUUUUGUAACGUAUUUAGACAUACAUGUAAAUAAAACUCGUAAGUGCAGUACAGUACAGUACGAAAACAUAUCAUGAGACGCAUCAUUGUGUCAGUUUAUAUAUUUUUCAUCUGCCACGAUAGUGCACCAAAAUCCGUUGGGAAGUAAUCAGCCAGGACGUUUCGUAGCAUGUUUGACUUUAUUCCUCCACGAAUAGGCUGUCCACCAACUGAAAGAUCUUCAAGUCCAACAAUUGACGUUGUGUCUUCAAAGCUAUAUCCGUCUCUGUCGCGCACAAAGUUAUGAAGUACAACACAAGCUUUGACAAUGUCUACCGCAAAAUCAAUGUUAACAUUCAGUGGUCGAUGGAAAAUUCUCCAUUUAUUGGUCAGUAUCCCGAAAGAACAUUCCACAUAUCUUGUUGCUCUGCUGAGCCGAUAAUUGAAUACCCUUUUUCUUACAUCAAGAUGAACGCCUCCAAAAGGACGGAUGAGCUUUGUCGACAAAGGAAAAGCUUCAUCUCCCAAAAAGAAGUAAGGUACUUUAGGCGAUUCACUUCCAUACAAAGGUCUUUCAUCUGGCAGUAAAAUCUGACCACUGUCUAAACCUUUCCACAAAGAAGAUUGCUUGAAAAUAGAAGGGUCACUUUCUGAUCCGUAGGAACCAAUGUCGAUGUAUGUAAAUCGAUAGUUUGCAUCAGUAACAGCUAGUAUUACUAUAGAAAAGUAACCUUUAUAAUUGAAGUACAUUGACCCACUAUCUUCUGGCUUUAUUACUCUGACAUGCUUCCCGUCUACUGCGCCGAUACAAUGCGGAAAAUUCACUUUCUUCUCAAAAUCAUUUGCAAUUGCUUCAUAUUUUUCCUUGCAUAGUUUUGGAAUGCAUUGUUCAUGAAGAAUGGUCCAGAUUGCAGAACAAACAUUUCUGACAAUUUUGCUUAUUGUUGAUACUCCCAUUCUAUACGAAUAAUGUAGGUCCAUGAAAGUGCAUCCACUGGCUAGGUACCCAGAAUUAUAAUUAAUUGUUAAUAAAACAUUACACUAAGAAACACAAAAAGACAUCAUACAAAUGAUCAUGUCAUAUUUAAAAACAAAAUAACUCUAACAAUGUAAUUUCUCUUUCAGGGCAACAAAUCAUGAAGAAAUGGAACAAUAUAAGAGACUCUUGGAUGAAAACGAAUAGAAAACUCAAAGAAGGCCAAAAAUCUGGUUCAGGUGCUAACAAAAUCAGAAAAUACAUAUAUCAUGACGAAUUGAUGUUUUUGAAAAAAAUAUGUGAACAUCGGCCGAGUGAUUCUAGCUUUGAGGCAGAAGAACGCAAUAUUUCACAGAAGAAUACUGACAACCUCCCAGAUAACAGUACAUCAGAGACAUUUACUGAAGAACAGGGUUAUGAAGAAGCAGACGCAGCAGUGGAACAGCAAAUAAGACCCACUGAAAAGACAACCACGCAAAAGCGAAGUGAUUCAGGGACUUCUGUAAAUGUAGACACUUCCACGGCUCAAGGUAAUAAGGGACGAAGAAAAAGGAAGCUCGAUGAAUUUGAAACACGAAUGCUAAAGGCUGUGGAAGAAACCAUCAGUCCCGAAGACCCUCAUUUAAGCUUUUUUAAAGGACUUUUGCCAUCAAUGAAAAUGUUAACAAAUGAACAAUUCAUUGAUUUCCAGAUGGCAGUGUUACAGGCACUAAAGGCUGUUAGUUCCCAAAAUGCUACUAUGACUGUUCUUCCUCCUAGACAAGGCUUGGACAUUCAAGGAGUGCCCAUUUAUCAUAAUUAUACCCAUGUGAGUCCACCUAAUUUUCACCAUUACCCUCACUCGUCCACUCAGUUUUCGCAACCUCAAGCACGCUUUGAACCUAGUGUUAUACAUACGACUCCUCAGCAGCAUACGUCUAAAACAGUCUUUCCAGUACAGACCUCCCAUUCUGUUGAUUCAGCAACUCAAAAUGAGUCCACUACACCUGAAUGGCUACAUGGUACAUCUACAUCGGCCACGAAGACACCUUCACCUGCUGAUUUGACUUUAACAUGUUUGUCAGAAAUGCAAGAUAUUGAUUUUUAGUGUUACUUCUACCUAAUUAUGCUAUGUCAUAAUACAAACAGAAUUUAAGCAGAAAUAUGCUCUGAUACUUUUUAAAACUAUUAUAUUAAUCUCAAAGUUUUUGAAUUAGAAUUAAAGCGUGUUAAUUUUUUUAUAAUUGUUAAUUUUUCUGUAAUUAUUAGAUUAUUAUUGUUUUGUUUCGGACUAGAUAUUUCUCAUUCGUAUUUACUGAACUAUUUUUAAUUGCUUUAAAUAAUAAUUUUUUCAGAAGUCCUGUUUAUUGCUUAAAAAAUUUUAAUUUUUAUAGAAACAUGUUUUAGGGUUUUCCAACAAUACUCACCGGAGUGAUACAGCUAGCAUUUCUAUGGGCUGAAUACAGUUUCUUAGCUUCGUGUUUUGACGCUGCAAAUGAACUUUCAGAAGACCAUGAAGUUCAUCGAAUGUUGUCACUGACAUCCGAAAAUAAUUAAAAAAUUUAUCUUCAUCUUGUCUCAGUUCUUGAAAUAUACAAAAUGCUCCUUUUUCAUCUCUUCUCACUAACAGAGGAUGUAUCCAAAACCGUCUAUUUCGCUUUUUUUUACGUCUUUGGACCAAACUUAGCACAGCGCAUAAUUUCUGCCGUCUGUCCAUGGCUGCAACAACCGAUGAAAUGCCGGACGAAUAUUGUGUAGUGUGAAAGGGAUGAAAAAAUUUUCCUUGUCCGGCAGUAUUGCCGUCCGGGAACCGGACGGCAAAAAAACCGUAUAGUAUGAAAGAGGCCUAAGGUACUUUGCUCCCUUAAAGGGGACUACAGUGAAUUUGCUCAAGCCAGUUUAAGGGCAAUCUGGUUCCCAACAUCAAAUGUUGAUGCAGAACGUUCAUUUUACAGGUACUCACUGGUAGAGUGACAGAAGACAACGUCUCACUCCAGAAAAUGAGGAAAAUUUAACUAUGAUAGCAUUUCAAUAAAACCGUCUUAAUAAUAACUUUGGAAGUGCUAAAUUGUGUAAUUUUGUAGUGUAUGUGAUUGUAAUUAAGUUGUGAAAUUUUUAGUAGUUAUUUAAAAGUUUGAAUUUAUGAAUUUGCAAAUGAACUUAACUAUCUAUGAAUUUGCAAAUGAACUUAACUAUCUAUGAAUUUGCAAAUGAACUUAAUUGUAAUUAGAUCAUGAGGUUUUAGUGUUUAUUAAUAUUUGUUUUAAUAAAUUUGCAUGUCGUACAGAAAAGUAAGAAAAUUUUUCCGUGGGUAUAUUGAGCAAAAUAAUAAAACCAUAUAACACCGAAAUCUUUAUUUCUUUACACCGAAAUUUGUCUUAAAAUAACACCACAAAAUCUUGACUCUAAUAAUUACUUAUGAAAUAUUUACAACAAAAUGAUUCUAACAGAAAGAAAGGUUAUAAAUAUUUGUUUUAUUGCACCCUCCUUUUCAGUAACGGAUAAUUUGCUGCCAUGUAAACAGUGAGGGCAUUCCUUAUCAUGUCUCCUGCAUAGGUUACCUUGGGUGUAUCACUACAUUUUGCAUUUGGUUGUGGAAGUUCGACUUCGGCUUCCUCGACACAGCUCAGCCAUUGUUGCACAAAGGUGUUGUCAUUCAGUUCAAUUAUGUUGUAAAGAACACAGCAAGCCGAAACCACUUGUGGCAUGAAUUCGUGAGCAAUGUCAGACCUCUUAAGAGGCCGUGUCACAAAUUUGCGCUCCUAUCUAAAUCAAUGUUAUUUUAAAAGGCAGUUUUUCUCAAAGUCUAUAAGAGGUAGGGGCCAGAAAUUUUGCCUACUGAAAGUAUACAAUACAUUUAACAUAACCACUUUAUUCAAAUUUAGUUAUCAUAUCAUAUAUUAUUUCUGUGAUGAAAAAAAUAUAAUCAACAUUUUGAUUUGUCCAGAUACAGUGAAAUUUUGCUUAUAUUUAUAAUUAUUUAGCAAAAACUGAAAAGGCCAUUGAAAUGUAUUGUACAUUAACUUCCGAUCAGUGUCUUCAUGAUCAUGAUGGGUUUAAAAACCUGGUUGUAAUCAAGUCUUUAACUAUUUCAUGACAACAUUUAUACUUAAUAAUUUGGAGAUAGGCCUUUUCUAUCCUAAGCCCCUGAGCUUUUACUAUCUGGUCUGGCGACCGACCUGACACUCUUCAACCACCCCAAGGGUCUCCGAUUGCACAUCCGAUAAAAAAAAGCUGUUCGUUCAUUUGUUUUUGUGUCACAGACUUCACACAUUUAUGCCAAGGGAAUAUUCCGCUGAUGUGACGCCAUACGAAUGUAUUAUUCGCGACCAUACAACUUUUUUGUUUGUCAUCGGGAAGAAAUGUUCAUUUUGAAUUGAGCAUUUUUAAAUGUCAGCGUAGAAUAUGCUUAUCUGCCCAUUUUGUUUCUUUCCAUAAUGAUGAGUAAAGUUAACAUUGUCAUAGACAUUUUAUUAUAUUCGUUUGCCGUCCAAGUAAAACUGUCACACUAUAUCGCACGUAAUUAUAUAUUUUACUAAUUUGUUAGUUGUCAUUUUAUUUAAGUUACAAAUAACAGUAAUCAAAAACUAUUACUUAAUAGUCCAGAAAAGAGAUUGAGUUAUUAUUCAUUUAAUAGGGGUUUAAAAUAUGGUACUACAUACAUAUUAUAUAUAUUAUACAUAUUAUAUAUAUUAUAAAUAUAUUAUCUUGUUGUCUUCUUUGUAACUUUACUGGAAGAAUGGCAUUUGGUAUGUAUGUUAACUCACAAUGAAAAUACUUCAGAAGUACUCAACACUGAACAACCUAGGCCCUAUACUAAUUUCAUUAUGUUCAUGGAAAUAUAAUUUACAUUACUAAUAAUGAACUGUAUGUUUUUCACGUAGAGAUAUCGUACGAACUGUAUGUGGCACAGACCAACAUUUGCUAAGGCUCUGAAAAUACUUAAUUUCAGUUAAUGUGUGGAGAAUAUUAAAAGUUAGAAAUAAUGAUAUAUAUAAAACAAUGCAAAGUUAUCAGCAUAAAAAUAGAAGUUAUUUUUACGUAGCGCCUAUUGGAAUGAAUAUUUUGUGUUGAAUUAUGUGGCAUGAUUAAUAUUCUCUUAUGGUAUGUGUGUUUUGUUAAAAUCUUAUUAAAUAUAACUUACUGUUGAAGGAUUUUCAUUUAUUUAUUUUUGUUAUGAUCUUAUUUACACAAGUUUUAAUUAUAUUACACAUGUCUAUUUUAAAAGCAUUUUAAUGUAUACUUAUAGAAUUGUAAUAGGCUUUAUACGGACUCUCAAAAUGCAUGUGAGUAUCUAUAAUUAUCUACAUCACCAUUAUGGCCGUUUCACAAGAUCAAAUAUUUAUUGAAUUCAAUCAGUUGCAUUCAUUGUACAUGAUUUUCAAUUUGUACAUUGAAUUCAAUACAAAUUGAAGAUGUUCAACUAAGCUUAUUAACUUAUAAGUAUUUUGUUUGUCCAGUACAUAAAAGUAAAAGAUUCUUUAUUAUUUAAAUAAUGAGCAUCUAUAAGCAAUAACUUUUUCUAAAUAUUUACAUAAACAUAAUGAAAUCUAAUUUUUCAAUACUUUAUAUCUACGAUCACAUCAACGGCAGUAUUAUGUAAUCAAUGAGGUAAUGAAAUAUCUUUAAAAGAUAUUUUCUCCUCUGUAAAGUAAAUUUGUGAUACAGCCCUCUUAAUGUUAGUCUAGUGAGUUAUUUCGUCUUCUAAUAUGCUACAGCAAUAUAUAAAACUAAGUUUUGUUAGUGUUUUAGUCUUUUGUAAUGUUAAAGUGUAAUGUAAUCAAUUCAUUUUUUUGUAAAUUCUUAUUCAUAAAGAUACAUAUCAUAAUAAGAUAAAUAGUAAUAUUUUUAAAUUUAGAUUCUUUGAAACAACAUCGAUAAGAGGUUCUCCUACCUCUGUUAAACUGUAUGAUGGUGCAUUGUAAAAAAUUAGGUAGUCUGACUUAAGUGAGAUUGUAUUUAGAUUGUGUGUAAUGCAUAUGCAAUAUCUAAGCAUAAGAAUUUGUUAUUAUCCUUUUAAAACGUUACACUAUGAAUUUCGUAUACUUUUUAAUGUCAACUAACAUUAUUUUUCACUGAAUAUUACAUCCAGAUAAAGAAUAAUUACCACAUGUUUGAAGAUUAAUUGUAUUCCGAUACAUUUAAAGUAUUAAAUUUUUUAGAUACGACACAUACUACAGUUGUAAAUGUGAGAUUUCUUGAUUCUGAAUCCCUGCAUCCGCAAUUUCCUAGUGAGCCGCCGGUCAGAUUGUCAUCCUCUCAGAUUGUCGAGGAACCAGAUACAUUUUUCGUCGAGUAAUCUGGCGGUAUAGUAGCUUUAUCACGCGCUGCGGUUUCUGUUACUUCGGUUGAAUAAGCCACUAAAUCUCACUGUUAAAAGAGAGAACUUCUAGACCAGAAUAUUGGAAAUAAAAAUUUACUGACACGGCCUCUUAAGCAAAAUUCGGAAUCGUCCUUUUAAACGGCCAAAAGCAUUCUCCACACAUACUCUUGCACGGCUGUGGUACACGUUGAAUGAUUCGUUUUCUGCAGCUGUAUGAUCUCUGUGGGCCGUGAUGAGCCACGGCAGCAGAGGGUAGGCUGGAUCUCCAAUCAAAUAUGGGGAAAUAUUGACUUCACCAAUAGUACAUGAAACCUUUAAACAACAAAACAAACCAAAUAACAUUUACAUAUAGAUACCUUACACAACAAGGGGUUUACAUAUGAAGUACCUAAAGUCUAACCUGUGGUAGCACUGUCGAGGCAUUUUUGUAGGGCAGCAAGUUUUUGAGGACACUAGCAUCAUGGCUGAUCCAGGCAUGCCGCAGUAAAUGUUACGGAACCUAGCGACAGAAUGUACAUCACACAUUUACCAAUAUUAGUCAUACCAAUAAACAGAGUUUCCAGCAUGAUAUAAUACGUGUUUGUAAAUGGUAGGUAUAAUAAAACAUUAAAUUUAGAAACCCUCUCUUUCUUCUUUCAUUAGAUUAUGUUACAAAUAGUUGUAUCUAAAUUAAUACCGUAUUUACUCGCAUAAUCGUCGCAGCAAUUUUACCAAAUUUUAUGUAAAAAAAAGUGAGGUGCGACCAAUAUGUGAGGAAAAAUUAAAAAAAAUUUGUUUUAAGUAAAUUUUUUUAGUAAAUCGCUUGAAAAUGCUAAAUUAAAGAAGUUAAUAUCUAGGUACAUGGUACCUGUACGUAAUAUUUAUUGACAAUACGCGCAAAAUAAACAAAACAACUUUUGGUUACAAGAAGUUUGGCAAAAUAAAAAUAUAGUAUAAACACAAAAUUACGAAAAAAUCAAUAAACAAAAUACAUUUAUAAAACACAUUCAGUCUCAACACUCACCAAGUUUAUCUAUUCAUUGUCUGAACUAGAUUCUGAUGCAUCAGAUUCAUUUGCCGGGACGUCAACGUCAUCUUAGUCGCCGCUGUCGUCACGUGUUAUUCAAGUUGUCUGUUUGUUUUCGCCAGUCACGAACAAGUUUUUCACUUACUGAAAAUUCUCUUCCAUGCUCUUCUGCAAAUGCAAUUACGCGCAACUUGUAAUUGGAAGUAUACAAAUUGUAUUUACCCAUAUUUUUACAAAAUGAACUUUCUCAAACACUGCAAUUACCGGUACUUUCCACUCCAAUGCAAACGAGAUAAAACAAUGGCAUCACAGCAUCUUAUCUUCCACACACAUGCCUUCCUCCCACACGGCCAAUUAGGACAUGCCGCUCAAGGUUGGACCAAUGAUAAGCGCCUCACGCCAAAUGAAAGCAGGCUGUUCCUUUGUGUUUACGGCUGUUCCAUUUGCGCGUCGCGCCUCAGUCGCAGUCAAUAAAUAAGGGUGCGACGAUUACGAGGAGAAUCUUAAAUACCAAAUUCAUUACCUCAAAAAAUAUGUGCGACAAUUAAGCGAUGGCGACGAUUAUUCGAGUAAAUACGGUAUAUCAAUAUGUUAAAACUUCCUGUGCCUGUCAGUGAUAAAUGGCCUAGUGUUGUAUUGGAGUGUUAUUACUAUUAUUAUGAAUUUCGUCUUGCUGUUGGACUUCAGCCCUGUGGCAAGGAUUUUAACCUAUCUCUUCUCGAUUUCUUGACCCCAUUAACCAUUCCGGAAACUCCCUCACUCCUGUCACCAUAAUCACAUCCUUCCCCAACUCAUUCCACUCCUUUAUCGUCCUAUCUAGUGUAUUUCCCCUCUCUCGGUCCUCUUCCCAACCUUGUAUUUUCCACUCGUGAUCUCUCUUUCCCCUGAAUAAACCUCACUGUAUCUUGUUCCCCACCCCUCUCACCACCUUAAACAUCCUUACCAGCCGCUCCACUUUCCUACCGUCCUGGAGUGUGCCCCACCCUAGUCCCCUCACCAUUACUGAUGGUCUCAAUUCCUCCUCUCUCUCCCCCUGUGUCAUCCACUUAUUUGUAACCCACGUGACAGCCCUUCUCUGUACCUUCUCUAUCUCUACAUUACACUUAUACUUAAUUAGGAUACAAUAGAUACUUAUAAAUAUCGGUGAUCUACUACAGCUUGGAGAACUAUUGAUGGCCAGUUUUUCCUGUUUAUAAAGUCCCGGUAGCCUUGGCUCGGGGGCAGAAUAGGGAUGUGGGUGCCAUAAAUUGCCCCAAUCACUUGAGGCAAUCCACUUAUUGUCUCAAAACCGAACGAAAUUUCACGGGUUUGCACUUCAUCAGGUAAGUUAAUGUAAUUGGCCCGUAAUACCUUAUUGACGGCUUUUGCAACUUUGUAAACACAUUGGUGGACAGUGGCUUUUGACACACCAAACUGGUGUGCAACUACUCUAUACUUACAACAGCUACAAAAUUUGUACAGUGCUAUUGCAAUAAUUUUUUCAGGACACAGGCCUAAAUGCCCCUUAUGCUUGCUCUUCACUUCCUCUCUCAGACUGUCGACAAUAAACAUGAAUGUGUCGUAUCUCAUUCUGAAACAAUCGAGCUAAUCCUCUUCUCUGAAGUGGUUUUUCACUAUUCUUUCCCACCAAUCGCAGCUUCUCACAAAACUAUAAACAUCUCUUAUUCUAUUUGGAAGACUGCCAAGGGCUAUUCCUGCUUGUGUGGACUUGAGAAUAUGAUGUUUAAGUCGUCUGUGCCUUCUUCUCAUUAACUCGUUUUUCAGCUGCCAUCUUCUCAUAUGAAUUUCCGCGAUUGUACGAUUAAUAACAUAAUUGCACUGUGAAACUGCCUGGACAAUUGCAUGAAACCAUGCAACUGUAAUUACAAUUUUUAAAAUAUCAUCGACCUCCAUAUCGCCGAGAAUGUAAACAAUAACAUUUGCUUUUCGUUAGUCAGUUGCUCUCCGCUUUGCUUUGUCAUCGAUUAGAUUGCACCACAACAUUUUCAGUCCAUGUUGACUCCAACUUCGAUCUUGUUUACAUUUCAAUCUGGAUUGUGAUAUUUAACAUAAACACAUUUUGUCAGUCUAUGCUCGUUACACAUUCACUCCGAGUUCACUCCACUCCAGGUUCAAUCCGGAUUGAAAUUUUACCCUAAACGAGGUAUAUGAUGUAGGGUAAUCGUAUGCAAUAACGCCAUGGCUACAAUAACGCCACUUUUUUUGUUCAGUGGUAUUUCCAGCCCUUGUGCCUUGCCCCGACUACCUGCUUUGGGUUGUUGUAAUCCCCACUGGGCGAGGCUUUAGUCGGGUCACAACAGUUGUGAAAGUUGGUCGCACAAGAAUUUGGACAGCGCUUCAGAAAUAGCAUCCUUGAUGCUGGCAGGUGAUUCCAGUAAGUAAAAAUUUAAGUUGUGUUUAUACAAUUGGCUCUAUGUUAACAUGUCAAUAAAAACAAGUACUGCAAAGAAUAACCUAAAAAAAUUUUGUUUUAAUAUUAAAUAGGAAAAUAUUAAGUAAUUGUAAUUGUAUACAAUAACGCCAUACCUCAUGGAUCCAAUACCGCCACUUAUAUAAGUUAUGAAGUUAUGAAUUAAUAUUGCAAAUCUAUUUUGAAACCAUCCUCGUUUAAUUACCCAAGUAUUUUAUUUGUUAAGCAUGUAGCUGAAAACAGUCAUUACUUAAAUAUGUAUAUAUAUAACGCCUUGGUUACCACAUUAAUUAUUAAUGCAUAGGCCAAUUAAAUUUCAAAAAUGGUUUUUCAAGAAUAAUUUUACUUCGCGUUGUGAACCUACUGUUAUUAUCUUAUGCAUGCAUGUCAUGGGUUUGAGUUCUAACCAGGUGAUAAAUAUUUUUUUUUUAAUUUGUUGUAAAUGAAGAAUACCUAUUUAAUUGAAAGUUUGCUCAAGAUUCCAUCAUACACAUGUUUAUUCACUGGAAUCCAAAGAGUACUGUUAUUACAAAACUAUUUUUGUUUAGUUUCAAAUAAAACAUAAUUUAAAAUACAAUAUUUUUUCGUAAUAAUUUUAGGAGGAAUGCUCGAUUUUAUCGUAGCCUACUUACCUCAAUGCAUUACUACUACUGACUAUAGAAAAAUGACGUAAAGAAGAACUUAAGCCAAGAUAAAUUGACACCACUUCCUUGCACUGGACUCAAACCCAGAGACUCAACACUUAAUCAAAACACGCUAUCAAAAUGUUAUUUAAUUUUAUUUAUUUUUUAUAUUUUUUUUUUAGCGGAAAAUGGGCGAUACAAAUCUCAAGGAAUUCGCGGCAACUGGACGCAGGAACAGCUCCUCAGGACGGUAUAACUCGUUCAGCAGGGAUCCAAAGUAGCAUCUGCUGCUAAGGAAACUACUGUUCCUCGGAGAACAUUACGUGAUCACUUGUUACGUAACAGCUGUUUCAAGAAACUCGGACGGAACAGAACAUUGACACAAGAACAAGAAAAUAAUCUCGUUUGUAGAAUAAAGAAAAUGCAAGCAGUUGGUUUCGGUUUAGCAAGAAAGCGAGUUUGUGAGGUAGUUUAUAAAUUCUGUGCUUGAAAUAACAUCAAAAAUCAGUUUCGUGGUGAGAAGCUGGAAGGAGAUGGUUUGAGACUUUCAUGCUUCGUCACCCUGAACUGUCUAUGAGAACUCCUGAACCUCUCAGCUACGGUAAGUUGAUGAGUUUCAACAAAGAAACAGUGGGAAGAUAAUUCACGCUUUUACAAGAUACCAUUUUGGAAAUGAACUUGUCAAACACACCACAACUUAUUUACAAAGUUGAUGAGACUGGCCUGCAGUUGUGCUACGGCUCCCUUGAGAAAGUACUUGCUCAGAAGGGAAGUAAAAGAGUCUAUGCAGCAACAAAUGCUGAGAAGGGAGGAAAAGUUUCUGUUGUAGGCUGUGUAAAUGCUACAGGAACUAACUGGACUCCACCUUUCGUGAUCUUUAAGCGUAAAAAUAAAAAAGUGGAGUAUGGGGAUGAACUUCCACCUGGGUCAGUUUUUGCAAUGCCUGAAAAGGGCUACAUGCAAACCAAAGAAUUCUGCAAUUGGCUGCAUCACUUCAACAACCACCGUCUACAGGGAACUGUUCUGAUUCUGGAUGGACAUGCAAGCCACCAAGACAUCAGUGUUCUGGAUACAUCCGAAUCACUUGGAAUCCAACUUUUGAUUUUGCCUGCCCAUUGCAGUCAUAAGCUUCAGCCGCUGGACAAAAAGAUUCCAUCAGCAUAAACUUCUGCAAAUCCACAUGAAACCAGCAACCUAGAUACUUGUAUUGAUCCCAGCAAUUAUUGUGAAGAUUGUGGGGAAUACUACUAUGAUGAUGCAGGAAAGAAAGUAAGUUGGGUUCAAUGAACAAAAUGCAGUCGUUGGUUCCACGAAAAGUGUUGUACAGGGAUGGUAUCCCGAACUGGUAUUUGUGAUAUCUGGAUUGACUAUGACAGUGAAUAUACUGCCCCAUCGCCUCUGACAACAUAUCUAAGUCUAUUUUAAUAAUUGACGAAUCAUUUGUUAAAGUUUAAUUUGUUUAAAUGUAAUUUUAAAAUAUAUUUUGUAAUAUGGCGUUAUUGUAGCCAAUAGGGAUGCAAUAACGCCAUUAUGCAUUUAAUAACAUUUGUUAAUAAAAAAAAGGAACCACUGUUUACUCAAUUAUUUCAGCAUCAGAAACAUUUGGUAUUAUUGUUGGUGUUCACCUAUGCAUAAUAUUACUUAUAAAAAAAAAUUAAAUGUUAAAGUAAAAUGGAAUUUUGAAAAGUAGUGGCGUUAUUGCAUACGGUUACCCUAUGUUUAAACGUAUUUUGUGUUGAAUGUUGAUACACUAAAAUGGAAAGAUUUUCAAGAGCAAAGAAACUGUGUGAAUUAGCAACAAAAGCCACUUCUAAAAAAUUAAGUACAGCACAUUAGUAUUAUGCCUUAAUAACUGUCAGUGUGAUGAAUUUUGUAUAACCUAUUUAUUUACUUUAAUAUUACUGUCUUAUUAAACACAAGAAAAUUAAUUGUCAUGUGUUCAGUUAACUUGAAACCUUGCAUGUGUAGCAUUGCUUGUGACUCAGUUGAUAGGUGCACAUGAAUUAACAUAAAUAUCUAGCCUACAAGAUGAGUCCACUUUGUUUUUCAGGCAGAUUUGGAGUCUGAGAUGAAGUCUGUUCUGGAGUUCAGAUGAUGACAUAUCAUGUUCCUAGCAGCAAGAUUUGUCAAGAUGUAUGUCCUGGAGUUGUGAUGACGUAUCCUGUUUCUGACAGCAAGAUUUGCAAAAAUGUAUUGACCAUGCCAACAAAGCCAAAUGUGUUACAAACUGAGUGUAAGAAUCCUAACUGUGCUACCACUCUCAUCUUGAGUGAUUCUGAAAAUCAAACUAACCCAAAGGUUUGUAAUGAUGAGAAUACCAACAGUGCUAAUAUUGUUAGUGAAGGUGAAUCAAGUAAACCAGCCAAGCCUAAUUGUGUAAAAAGUGACAUCACCAAUUUGUCAAACGUUUUCGUUCCUGAUGUUUCUCUCUGUGAGCAGCAAAAUGUAGCAGUUAUGGAUAUAUUGGUUGGAGAUGAAAUUUCUAAUACUGCAGAUGAACCCACUGAAGUAAUUAGAGGUAAUAUCAGUAAUUCCAUUUGAGUCAUCACAAUAGCAUCAGCAAAAAUCAAAAUGAACCUGUUCUUAUUGAAGUAGACGAUCCCGAAUUAAGGCAGCUGAUAGAUUUACAAAACUUUAUUUUAAAUGAUUAUGCAUUUAUGGGACCUCAAAAUACUAAUACUAACAGUUCUGUUUCAGCUGGCCCUUCUGCUUACAAGGUUAUUGCCGUGGAACCCAAAAUCCAAAAUGAUAAUGAAUGAGAAAACAACUGAAGUUACUGCCAACCUUGAUGGUAAUAUCCACACAGUAGAAAUGACAGAAUUUCAGCAUGUUGAAGUUAAGCUAAUGGGCGAAAUUAUAAAUGAACCCACUGUGGAAAUUAUUGGAGAAAAAACUAAUCAACAUAUUGCAAAUUAUAAAGAAUGUUAUUUGGAAAAUACAUUCCAAAUUAGUGAUACUCGUGAAGGCCGGCCCAAGAAAGGAAGGAAAAGGAAGUUAAAGGACCAGACUCGUGAAAUAAAGAAGAGAAAAGUAAACACAAACCAAGACUAUGUAAACACAAAGGGUGAAACUAAAUUUGCCAAAGAAUUCAGAGACUACCACUGCAACUGUAGACUCAAAUGCAAUGAGAAUAUUUCCUUGAGAGAAAGAAAUAAACUUUUCUGCAGUUUUCAAGAAAGUGGAUCAUAUGUGGCACGGUGUGCUAUAACACAAGCAAUGGUGAAAGAAAUUCCCAUUAAACGUAAAAGGGUGAAGACAUCUAGAAAAAAAAAACACUACAAGAGAACAUUUGUUGUCAAAUACUAAAGUCUGCAAAGCCAUAUUUAUGCAAACUUUCAAGGAAUCUAGCUGUGUUAUUGACAAGGCUUUAAAAAAGAAAAAGAGUACAACUGUAGAUGCCCGUGGCAGUGCUGGAGGGCACAAUAAACUACCCAACGAUAAAGUUGAAGUUGUGGAACACAUUUCAAAGUUUCCAAAGUACAAAUCUCACUACUGUCUUUCAUCAACAGAAGCAGAGUAUUUACAUCCUGAAACUACUCUAGCUGUUAUGUACAACAUGUACUGUAAAGAGAGUGAGAAGCCUGUAUCUUUUUCUAUGUACAAAAAAGUGUUUUCAUCUAAAUUUAAUCUGAGGCUCAAACCACUGAAAAAAGACAUGUGUAAUGUUUGUGACAGGUUGCUUGUUGAAAAGAACAAUGCUUCUACAGUUGAUUUGAUGCAUGAUGCAGAAGAAAAACAUAAAACUCACCUGGAAAUGGCAGAAUACGCUAGACAUGUCAUGAAUCAACAGUUUAAUGCUGCUAAGGAAGAUGCGACAAAGGAAACUGCAUGUAUUUCAUUUGACUUUGAGAAAACACUACUUCUACCCAGGAUACCAACAAAUAUAGUGUUCUAUAAAAGACAACUAUGGUUCUACAACUUUGGUGUUCAUGAUGAAAAUGACGAUGGAUAUUGCUACACAUGGGUAGAGGGUGAUGCUGGAAGAGGAGCUCAAGAGGUCGGGUCUUGUUUAUGAAAACAUAUUCUUAGUCACAUUCCCCCAGAAACAAAAUGCUUGUCACUAUGGUCUGACUCUUGUGGAGGACAAAAUAGAAAUAUAAAGAUUGUUUUGCUUCUAAAGGAUACAUUAAAAGAUCAUCCAAGCCUAGAAGAAAUAAAACACCAGUUCUUAAUUCCUGGCCAUAGUUUUCUGAGGAAUGACUCUGACUUCUCUGACAUUGAGUCUGCAUUGAAGCUACAACAAAGGCUGUACAUACCCGAAGAUUAUGUGGAUGUAAUACUGAAAUGUCGGAAAAGGAAGCCUUUUAGAGUGUCCAAAAUGGAGAAAACGGACUUUGUAGGCACUUCUGAACUAGAAAAAAUGAUAACCAACGGAAAGCAAUGCACUGAAGGAGAAAAGAUGAACUGGUUGACAUUCAGAGUUAUCCAAGUCAGGAAAUCACAUCCUCUGUCAAUUUUUGUUAAGAGUGACCUAAAGCAAAACGAUUUUGUUAAAAUAUACAUUGGGAAAUAGGUUGGCAGAUAAAGUAAGAGCAAGAAAGCUUGCAACAGUGACAACAGUGAAUUCUUUUCAAGCAAACUUCAUUCAUUGUGGCCCACUGGGAAACCCAUAAGUAAAGAAAAACUCCAAGACCUGAAGUCAAUGUUUCAUCUGAUACCUAAGGACUGUUUGCCUUUUUACAGAAACUUGUCAAGUUCCAGUUUCGUCGAAGAUGAAAUUGAAGGUUUUUCUGGUGAACCAGAUUUUGAAUGAGAAUAAGUAUUGUUUUGAAGCCUUUUUCUUUUAAAUAGUGUGGUUUUUAAAGUAGGCCUAAGUUGAGGGCAUUGAUUACUGUUUAUUUCACACAAGCUUUAUUAUAAAGGUAAAAACUCUCUGAAUGUUUUUUUGUGAUGUGUGCUUUAUUCUUAAUGUACCUAAUUUAUGUAAUUUGUUGUCCAGAAUUUUUGACAUUGCAUAAUAUUUUAUUAUGUUUCUCAUGCCUUGUAGAGACAGAAGACACUUGUUAGUAUUCUGGGUAGGUUGUCUACUGAUCUAUGUGCACUGUUGAUACAAUUUCCGUGUAAUUCGUAAACUACAUAUUUGUCUUUACUUUAAGGUAAUAUACAAUUUACGACAAAAUUGUAAAAAAUCCUUGCUUUAAUCAAAUACUGUGUUAGUUUACAUUUGUAAAUUAGAUUUCCAAUACUGCAUUGGUAGACUACCCGCCACAUGGUUCAUAGUCUAAGUUUGGUUUUAUUCACAAUAAAAAACUAUAAUUAUAGCAAUGAUAGACCAAGCAACAUUUUGUAUAAUAUUUAUCCAUCGGAAGAGAAUUUUCCUAUUGUAUUUAAAAUAAUAAAUAUAGUGCAUUUUACAUGCAAAUAAUAUUACAACAUUACAAUAACCUGCACGUGUAACUUAAACCAAGUAUGUUUGCGGAAUGUCAUUUAACUUCAAACAACCUUUUUGUCACUUAGUCUUCUAUUGCAUAACUACAUCCAAUUUGUUCCGACCAUUUCAAAAACGAGGAUUUUCGCAAUCACAAUUUGCCUUCACAAGGGUAAGAAGAACGUCAGUAAUACACAUUUUUUAUCUAAAAUACAGGUUUGUUUUUAGCAUGACCUUUAACUUACUGACCUCAACAGGUGACUUCUUUAAAGCAGCAUUUGUGAAAUAUAGGUAUCUCGCAAAUAAAAUUAUAUCCUGAUCAUUUGGUAAGUUGCAGACAUUUCACAGAAGAUUUCUCUUAGAACUAUUCAAUGAAGCUAAAAAUAAUUAAUAAUUGAGCUACCAUACAGUAAACACCUAACCUCAAGAGGCUUGAAGGCUGUCUGUGAAUUUACCAAUUUUGGCCAGUUAUUAACUUUAUACUCGUUCAAAUAAACAAAACUGUGUGUUAAUGGUAUACAUUUUGUGGAAAGCUGAUAAGAUUUAGUAAAGAUUGUCAUAUUGUAUGUUCGUUUUAGGUUAAUGUGGUACGUAUACAUUAGUUUAAGAAGUUUACAGUUUUUCUUAUAUUUACAGUUUACUAAGCGGUGUUGUACCGACUCAAAACCUUCCUGCUUCAAAGAGCAAUACCAACCAGCGUAAAAGCCCAAAGAAAAGACAACUGCACAGCUGUCCCACUGUAGAUGAGCCAUGCGAACUGAAGGACUUGUCUUUGGAAUCAGGUAUGUGUCAUCAUUAAUUAUGUAUUUUUAUGUAAAAAUAUAUCAAUAGACAUGGUUUUGAGAAAUAUAAUGUGCAAACUUAGUCUAAAAAGCAUUCAAACUGCGUAUAAGACACACAGAGAACAAGAAUAAUUAGCACACAAAUACUGGUAUCUCAAAAUACAUUAGGUACUAUCAGACACCGUUUUAAUUUUUAUGAGCUAAAAUAUACCUUCAGUCUCCUUACAGGUAAAACAUACGGAACUUACAUGGUUGACCUAAUGGGGAAUAUUCUAGAACACCACACCAUAAAAUGUGCCUGAUAAUUAUUUUCCAUUUCAUUUAUUACUGAUAUUACACUUCAUUUAUAAGCAUUAUUUUUGUGCAGCUGACCUAAACCAACCAACCUUUCACUUCGUUUUCCAUACCUUCUACAAAAUACUCUCUAAUAUUAAAAUAAUGUUGUUUUAUGCAGCUAUUUUUUUAUUUUUAAAUUUUUUUUUAUGUAGCUGACCUAACCAACCUUUCGCUUGGUUUUCAGUACCUUCCAGAUAUGAUACUAAGUAUUUUCGGAUAAUCAAGUAGGUAACUUAUUUUUCCCAUCUAUAAUUUUUGAUUUAAUUUUUUUAUGUAGCUAACCUAACCAAAUUUUCACUUUGUUUUCAAUAUCUUAUCAAAUCACCUCGGCUCAUCUAUUUUACAAUUAAUAUUUCCUACACUUACCUAGCAUAUAAACGCCUUUCUUUAAAUCAUACACUUCCCCUACUUCCGGAAAUGAAUAUUAGAGUUCACCCAAAAUUUAUCUUAGUGUGUAUAUGUAUAUGUUGUAAUUUCUUUGCAUGUUGCAUAAUUGUUAAAUUUAGAGUUGAAAUGCAAUUUACAAAAGGAAUAUACUUACAAAAAAAAACAUAGCUUGGAUGUAAGGUAUUUUGUUAGUCCCUAAUAACAUUUUUCUAAUUUAUGAUAGCCUGCUGUUUUUAAAACUCAUUUCUGAGAAUGAAACUAUAAAUGAAAUUACCUACAUGUGGUUGAAAUAGGUAGAUAGCCUCACAUUAGAGACCAUUCUUCUGUCCUUGAAAUUAAGCUGAUGAUGUCAUGUUUGUACUUGUGACAUGUCAACCCUUACAGGCCAAUAUGUUGUUGAAAACUGAUGUUCCACCAUGAUGACUGGUUAUGAAACACAGAUAAUGUAUUUGAAGUUUGACUUGGUAGAAAUUUGAGGUUAGCGUGUUAAACGUUUAUCCUAACAGUUAAAUUAAAGAUGAGAAAGUUCAAAUGAAGGUUAUUAUUUCAGUGCUACUCUGAAAGGGAGCUUUGCUGUCUACUUUAUAUGUACAUGCACUAUGGAAGGGUUAACAUUGACACACAUUAUCAAGACAUCACUCCCAGCCUAGUUUUCCAUAGUGAUAAUACCUUAGUAGGUAGUUGUUAUUUGGCUUAUUUUGUUUGAUUCAUGAGACCAAAUUUGGGUUUCUAUAUAUGGUUGUGUUUUAUUGUACAUUCGAGUGUUAUUUCAUUUGCAUCUCAGUCACUUAAUAAUCUUGGCAAUAGUAGUUUUUGACCACGUUAUUUCAAAAAGGCUAAGUUAAUUGCCCUGCAGUUAUUUAAACAAGUCAGAUACUAGUUUUGUGUGUUAUCAGUUAGCAAUAAAGUUCAUUUUGUUUCCAGAAAUUCUUCCUGAUGCCAGAAUCCCAAAGCGUAGGAGGACGAAUGUUGACCUCGAAAUCAAAUCACUGCAGCAGAAAUUACGGCGAGCCCAGAAAACUGUAUGUAGACAGCGGAGACUAAUACGGGCAAUUAGGGAAGAAAAAUCUGCUUUGGAGGAACAAGUGUCAUCAUCUAGUGUUGAAAACUUAGAAAAGUGCUUUGGUGAAUAUAGUUUUUUAUUGUCAUUGCUGCUCAACAAAAGGAAAAAAGGCAGGAGUCGGCGCUAUACUGAAUUCGACAGAACUUUUGCUUCCGCUGUUUACUAUUGUUCUCCAAAAGCUUACAAAUUUUUGCAGAAUUUCUUUGGGUUACCAACAGUAAGAUCAUUACGUUUGUGGCUCCAGGAUCUUUCAGUAACUCCUGGUAUAAACACAAACAUUUUGAAAUUUCUGAAGUUAAAAAUGUCACAGUUGCCUGUUGAAGAUAGGGUAGUAUCUCUAGUAUUUGACGAGAUUUCAUUGAAAGAGAACAUUACGUACAAUUCUUCUUCUGAUGUUUUUGAAGGGUACCCUGAUUUGGGAAUGGAUGUAAGGCAUUGUGACUCAACUAUAGAUCCCCAGCUGUCUUUUGCCAACGAGGCUACCGUGCUGAUGCUGCGAGGUUUGCAAAAAAAUUUCAAACAAAUUCUAGGGUACUACCUUACAUCAGGCUCCAUGGCAUCUGAAACUCUGAAAGAAGUUAUUCAAUUUGCUGUUCAAAAAUUACAGGAAAUAGGUGUUGUCGUUAAGGCAGUUGUUUGUGACCAGGGUCCUAACAAUUUGAAAUUGCAUAGAAUCCUUGGUGUUUCACCUGAUAAUCCAUACAUUGUCUCAAAUGGAGAGAAGAUACACGUUUUAUUCGAUGCACCCCAUCUGUUGAAAUCGGUAAGGAACAAUUAAAAAAAAUUUGAUACAUUGUAUAAUGUAAAGGUGGCAUCUUUUAAACACAUUGUGGAAUUUUUUGAAAAAGAUAAAGUGAUGAACCCAAGACUGGCACCUAAGUUAACAACAAAACAUAUAGAAUUGCCACCUUUUUCUCCAAUGAGAGUACGUUUAGCUACACAGAUUUUCAGUCAUUUGGUCAGUCGUGGCAUAUUGACACAUGUCGCUCUUAACAGCAUGGUGAGCAGAGUUUGAUUCACUGUUUGAUGUUUUCAACUCAGCCCAGAAAUGUGAUGCAAAAUUAUUUCGAAUAGCUGUUUCAAAUGGCAGUUCAUACUAAAUUUUUGGAAGAAAUCGAGGCAAAAUUACAUAAGUUAACUUUUAUAAAUUCCAAGAGGUCUGUACCACCAUGUGUGAAAGGUUGGAUCCUCAACAUUUCCUCAAUUAAACAGCUGUGGGAUGAAGUACACAACAGAUCAACUUCAAAUUUUUGGUUGACUCGUAAACUCACAGAAGACUGCCUGGAGAAUAUGUUUUCUGUAAUAAGGAGCAAAGGUUUCCACAAUGUGACACCAGACUGUUCCAAAUUUCAGUCAGCUAUCAGAAGUGUGAUGUGUAAUCAGCUAUUGAUGCCAUCCCCUGAUGGCAAUUGCGAGUUGGAUUUCUCCAAAUGUGUAUUGCUGAAAUCUGACUUCAAGAAGCAUUGUGCUGGAAUCUCUCUUACCAGUCCGGUGGAAAUUGAGAUAUGUGACGGUAGUGAAGAAGCUGAAGCUGGCAUAGACAUUUUCCAAAAGAAUAGUGUUGCAUAUGUUUCAGGAUGGGUAUGUAGCAGACUGAAACACAAUAUUUGUAAAAACCAUCUGUCUUCAUUGGAGGAAUCGUUCACAUUUCUAUGAAAAAGUAUGACAACACAAAUUUCUUGCACCCCACUUCUCAUGCAUCCAUUCACUUUUCAAGAGUAAAUUUACAACAUUUCUCAAUGAAUCCCGUUCGGGUGUUAAAUCCAAGUUGAAGGAAAUGCUACAAGUUGAUCCAGAUUGUCCAGUGUGCCUAGAUUGCAUUAAUAUAUAUUCAGAUGAAUUUUUUAACGUUUUAAUAAAGUGUUUCUUGAAAACAACUAACGAUAGUGCAAUAAGAAGUUUGCAGAAAAAAAAAACAGAAAAGCAAAGAAAUUUUGCACAAAUAAAGUUGUGUUAUAGUUGUGAAACAUUUUGUUUGCUACCUGCAUGGAGAUUCAUGGUUGAGUUUUGUGUAUCAUCCGGCAAGCACAUGUGAAAUAUGACUGACGGUUUUUGUCUUAAUGUUCAGGGUAGUAAUUGAGUGUAAAUACGUAGUUUCAUGCAUUGAGCUGGGUGACUGUGUCUUGGUUAAGUUCUAUGUAUUGUCCAGCAUUCAGAGCUGACAUGUGAUACAACAGAAGAAAGCAAUAACACUAAUAUUCCGAAAGAAUAGCUCUUGUAGGCCGCUAUUAAAAACAUUGAAAGUUCUUACUUUGCCCAGUCAAUACAUCUAUUGUAUUUUGGCAUUUCUUUCUGAUUAUUUUGAAUCAUUUCAGGUAAACUCUUUUCUUCACUCAUAUUAGUCAUAUUCCACAAGAAUGCAGAACUGUAUUCACUGUCCACAAAAUAGUCUAUUCCAAAAAGGUCUCUAUUACACUGCAAUAAAAGUGUUUAAUAAGCUUUCCCCUGAUAACAAAGAGCUAUGCAGGCACAACAACAAAGCUUCAAAAAGCAGCUAAGAGACCAUUUAAUAACAAAUGCCUUUUAUUCUGUGGACAAAUUUAUAAAUUGUUAAGUGGUGUCUGUUCUUAAAGGAAUAACCGAUUUAUAUGUCAUUGUGAUACUGAUUGUAGAGUAUAAAUACAAGUUUUAUGCUUUGAAGUAAUAAUGUCUGUAUAAAUGCAGUGUCCUAAUAUUUGAUCAAUUUACUAUUACUUAGAUUUUUAUAACUAUGGUGAUAAUAUGGCUAUAUAUAUUUGAAAGUGUAUUUUCAUUAGAUACUCAUAUUACAUAUAUUUUGUAUUUUGUCUUUCUAUGGCUGGCUGCUUGUGUAACAUGGCAUGCAUCCAAGUGGUAAAAGUUUUACUAGAAGACACUAAUUAACACAAUCAGUGGUGGAUUCAGGGUGGGGAAGCUUCUUCAUUCACAAAUUGUGCUGCUGUACAGAAUGAGGGUUGAAAGAGAAAAAAACAUAUAAAAUAGAAACAAAGUGAUCUGAUCAUUUUUUUUUUCUGUAAGUUAUUUGAUUUUUUUACUUACCCAAGAUUUUUAACAUGCUCUUAGACGAUUUUUCUACGUUCAUAUUGUGGCUUGCCAGUGUUCACGGCUUUUUGUGUUAUACAGCGGGUCAAGCCUUGAGGUGCCACCCAUGCCUAUUGUUCUUGUUCUUGACUAUGAGGCCCAAUUCUGUCUCUCAGACGAACACAUUCCUUUACAAAACGGAGUCAGCCAAAGGCAGGUGAAAUUUUUGUGACUGUAAUUUCAACUUUGUUAACAACUUGCGUGGCUGCUUGUGUAUGUGUGGCUUUAUAUUUUAAAGCACCUUUAAUUGAUUAUUUAUUAUAAAUGUAAAUACAAUUUGCAUUGUACUUCCACUUUAGAAUGCAUAUUAUAACCUUCAAAACCUCAUAUAUAUUAUAUGAUUUGUUUAAUGUAAGUGUGAAGUUCUCUUUCCAUGAUAAUUAAUUGUAUUAGGUGACAAAAAACAAAAUUAAGUUAAAAUUAAUUACUAUUAUUACUAUUUGAUUGUCAGCAUUUAUAUUGUACAAACAAUGCAGAACAUAUAACUUACAAGGUUAAACUUUCCAUUUAAGCCAGUUUUGCGCUUUUUUGGAGUAAUAGCGACUUAUACCAUAGAAUAAACAGUUUUUAUUAUUUACCGCUCUCCGCUAUGUACCACUUCAUCGCGCCUCUGCGAGCUGCCACCUUCGCCUUCCAUUUUCGGGUAUACAUUGAAGGGCGAUUUUUUCCUAACAGCCACUACACGGCUCUCGGCUACGUGGCGCCUGCUUACCCCCUCUUCUUUCUCCGGUCCCGCUAUCCCCGCGCUGAGAGACGCUAAGAUAACUGCCGGGCACAGUAGAUUUCAUUUCACUCCUUCUUUGUAUCCAUACAAAAUAGUGAUAAUUCAAUUAAAAUGAUUCAAUUUUAUUCAUAAAAGUAUGCAAUCAUUUCAUCAAUGUUUUGUUAUGACGUCACGUUAAACUAUCGUCCGUAAACCGACAUUACAGACAACCAAUAUUUAAAUUUAAUUUUAUAAAUUAUAACACAGAAGAAACAAACUAACUGGUUGUUGGGAGACACACCACAUUAACUACGCUGCAAAGGGAUAUUGGUUUAGUGAUUUUUUUCCAUAGUACAUUGAAGGGUGUUGUAGGUCUUCUGCUGCACAUUAAAUAAAAAAAUUAUAUAUAUAUAUAUAUAUAUAGAUGUUAAUUUUUUUUUCAACAUUAUACUAAUGUUUUACACUAAUUUAACACCUGCAAGACUACUUGACACAUUGUGAUACAGUAAAAAAUUACACCGUUUCAUGUUUAUUGGUUUAACAUAUCCUUAUUUUCACAUCUCAGGAAUUUAUUUUUACAUCAUUUAAGAGCAUCAGAUUAUGCAAUAGAAGCAAGAAAUAACGUGGUUGUCAUGAUACAUAUUAAUACAUUUGCAUUAAUAAUGUGAACCACCCUUAAUCAUUUUGUAGUUUAAAACAGUUGUUCUCAAAAUACUAACUCAAUGGUCCAACUGGAUCUUGCUCUGUAUUGCUAAGGACCUUCAAUGUAAAUAUCUUAUUAAAAAGAAAAGAUAAAUAAUGAAAUGUAGAAUGUAACAUUAAAUAAUAAAGUUAGGAAAAAUAUUACCAAUAUUACAAUAAUUUUACGUCAGUAGGUACUUGCCGCCUAGUUUAAACAAUUACGUAGAUUACUAAACUGCUCAUUGGUUGAGAAACAAUGGUUUAUUACAAACAUAUUUUUCCAGGAUAAGGGAUAGAAAUUGACUAAGUGGCUACACACGAAGUCAUUCCAUCAGACUUUUGUAUUGGUAAAACAAACAAUUAAUAUGUAACCAAUAACUUGUUGUAGUUCCUCAAAUAAUACUAAGGACUCUUGGUACUCUAUUACUUUUAUUAUUGCCACUUAAUCACAUGUACACUAAUCACAGUUACAAUGUCUCGGAGUAGUACACAUCUAACUUACUCUUACAUAUCACUGCCAUCUUAACCUAUAUUUUCUCAACAGUCUCGCCAACUUGGCCAUAUACAACACCUCCCCUUUUACAGGGGUUUCUUAUGUUAGUUCAAAUGGUUUCUUGGUUAUAACCCUUCUGCCGCUUCUGGUAAUGUACACAUCAGUACCAGUCUUUUUAUUAGAGACUGGUCCCUCUAUUUCUUCCCCCACCUUACUGGUCUUACAGUCUAUCGGCCCCUUAGCCCCUUGAUCAACUGCGUAUCUUAGCCCAGUUAUUCCCUCAUCGAAAGAACUUCCAAACCCCUUAAAUCCCUCUAGUAGUGAACCAUCAGAGCUCCCUUGUUCCUCACUCAUCGGACUUCCCUUUGUUUCAUUGUGGUUGUGCGCUUGGCUCGCGGGAAUUGUUUCUUGUUCUGUAGGCUUAGUUUUGGAGGAUUUGAUUUGUAUUGUGUUUCUCCUUACCUCCCUUCUAUCUUCGUCUUUUUGAAUCCAGUAGGACCUGGGUUCAUCACAUUUCCUAAGCACAAUACCUGCCUGCCAUAAGUUAUCUCUCUCUGGCCUAAUAACUACCCUAUCACCUUGUUGGUAUUCCCUUUCUGUUUUCCUGGCUGUUUUGUCAUGCCACUUUUUCACCCUGUCUUGCUUUUCACUAAGUGAUUUGUGAACAUCAAUCUGAACUAUGGGUUUCAGUGACUCCAUGCUUACGGGCAUAUCUGUUCGUAUGCGCCUGCUAAACAGUAUUUGGGCUGGGGAUGCUUAUAUCCCAGUCACUGGAGUGUUGUUAUGUUCUCGUACGAGGUCCCUGUAGUCCGACCCUUCUACAUUACUUUGCGCAGUAUCAUCUUGCAAAUACCUACUGCCUUCUCUGCCAUUCCAUCGGUGGUAGUGAGGAGUACUAGUAGCCAAUGUGAUCCCUUUAGAAUUAUAGUAUUUUUGGCAGUCACGUGACAGGAAUGGUACGUUGUCGGCAACGAGGUGUUUUAGGAACCCAUGUGUGUUAAAUACAUCCUGCAUGGCACUGAUGACCAAUUUUGAGUUCUUAUUAGGAAUGGGGUGAAGGUCAAGCCAGUGUGAUAGAUAAUCUACUAGAACAAGAUAGACCCUACCAGAAUAUUCUAGAAUGUCGGCUCCAACCUUGAGAUACGGCAAUUCUGGUAUUUCAUGAGGAAGUAAGGCUUCCCUAUGAUUUGCAGCCCUAAACUUUUCACAUGUUGCACACGCAGAUACCAGUGUCGCGAUGUCUGCUGACAUCCCUGGCCAAUGAAACAGCUGGCAUGCUCUUGCUAGUGUUUUUCCGAUUCCCUGAUGCCCUUCGUGAACCCACCCCAAUACAACUGACCGUAGUGACCUGGGGACAAUGAUCUUGUGUGCCAAGAAGACUAUCCCAUCAUUGACAUAAAUUUUGUGUCGCAAUUUGUAGUAGUGACUGCAUUCCCCCAUCACCUUGCUUAUGUCUGGCCAGCCAUUAACCUGUAAUUCCAUUAAUGUGCAUAGUAAGGGGUCCUUUGCAGUUUCCUUUUGAAGUAGGUUCGGUUUGGCAUCAGUCAUGGGUAAGUGAACACUCACUGUGUGGACUAGCUCUAGCAUUUCUGGGUCCUCAGUCGUUUCGUUCAAGUGCGAACGAGACAUCAUGUCUGCAAAAUGUAAGUCUUUACCUGGGACAUAGUAGACGUUUAGCGAGUAUUUAAGAAGUUUAAGACGGAGAUGCUGAAGACGAGGAGAACCUAUGCUGGCAAUGUUCUUACACAUUAUGGUAACAAGCGGCUUGUGGUCAGUUUGGACAUUA